AGUUUCUGGGCAGAGCAAGGGUGUGUGGGGGCCCUGCUGCCCAGCUGCUGUGAGGAGGGCAACCGAGGGCUGAAGGCUACACUGCGUGGCUCACCCCUCCCAGGCCUGGAGGCUGCAAAGCGUGUCCUGUGUGGGAAACAAAGCUGCAAGCCUAUCAGGGGCCCUGCCAGCACCGAGAGCCACCAGGGAGAUGAGUAACGUCUCAGAGCUCCUGGGAACAACCGGAGCACCCCUGGCACCCUCAGCCUGGCCACCACCCAGCCACCCAGCAGACAUGCCCAUGGUGCCUGCGGGGCCACAGGUGGACCGUGUGGACAACAGCUCCCAGGAAGCCCCCCAGCUCUUCCUCACCACUGCACUGGCCCGAGGUGUCUCUGGCGUCUUCGUGUGGGCUGCUCUGGUGCUUACCUGCCACCAGAUCUACCUGCACCUGCGCUCCUACACCGUGCCCUGUGAGCAGCGCUACAUCAUCCGCCUGCUGCUCAUUGUGCCCAUCUACGCCUUUGACUCCUGGCUCAGCCUCCUUCUCCUUGGUGGCCACCAGUACUACGUCUAUUUCGACUCUGUGCGUGACUGCUACGAAGCCUUCGUCAUUUACAGCUUCCUGAGCCUCUGCUUCCAAUACCUGGGGGGCGAGAGCGCCAUCAUGGCUGAGAUCCGGGGCAAGCCCAUCAAGUCCAGCUGCUUCUACGGCACCUGCUGCCUCAGGGGCAUGUCCUACUCCAUUGGCUUCCUGCGCUUCUGCAAGCAGGCCACCCUGCAGUUCUGCAUUGUGAAGCCCAUCAUGGCCUUGACGACCAUCGUCCUCCAGGCGUUUGGCAAAUACCAUGAUGGGGACUUCAAUGUCCACAGCGGCUACCUGUAUGUGACCCUGGUCUACAACACCUCAGUCAGCCUGGCCCUCUACGCGCUGUUCCUCUUCUACUUUGCCACCAGGGACCUCCUGCAGCCCUUCGAGCCGGUCCUGAAGUUCCUCACCAUCAAGGCGGUCAUCUUCCUCUCAUUCUGGCAGGGACUGCUUCUGGCCAUCCUGGAGAAGUGUGGGGUCAUCCCUGAGGUCCAGGCCAUCGAUGGUGCCAGGGUAGGGGCUGGCACGCUGGCCGCCGGCUACCAGAAUUUCCUCAUCUGCAUCGAGAUGCUCUUUGCCUCCAUAGCCCUACGCUAUGCCUUCACCUGCCAGGUGUAUGCCGAGAAGAAGGAGAACUCUGCAGGUCCCCCAGCACCCAUGCAGAGCAUCUCCAGUGGCCUCAAGGAGACCAUCAGCCCCCAGGACAUCGUCCAGGAUGCCAUCCACAACUUCUCCCCUGCCUACCAGCAGUACACGCAGCAGGCCACGCAUGAGGCCCCAGUGCCUGGCCAGGGUGGGCACUCUUCACCCAGUACCCACGCUGGUAUGGCCUGCAGCCCUGGUGGAGGCCGGAGGAGCCGGAAUGUGGAGAAGCGCAUGCUGAUCCCCGCAGAGGACCUGUAGGGACCUGGGCGGCCCAAGCCUCUGGGAUGAACAGGGGCCUCCCACCAACACUCUUACCAAAGGCCUCUGGAGAGCCCUCCUCUCCUGUGUCCUGCCCCAAGUUGGGUGCUCAGUGGGCGCCCUGACCCAGGAAAGGCACCUGGGCACAUCAGACAAGCCUGAGAAUGCACUGGGUGAUCGGCCAUCAGCCACAGUAGGCCACUGAGGGAGAGGUGCUAACGUGGCCCAGGGAACUUGAGAGUUGACUGUUCCUUGGAAGGGACAGGCAAAGAUGCACAGUCAGGCUGUGUAGCUACAAAGAGAGAUACUGGGGACUUGCUGGGCAGCCUGGCCUGGGACAGCAGAAGAAUCACAAGUGCUGAGGGCUGAGACUCUCAGGCGGGGCCUGGCAGGGGUCACAUUGGGCAUAUGGCACAGCCACAGGUACAGCCCACCACAAAGAGCCUUGGGGCAACAGGCAAGCCUGGAUGGUGACCUGCUGCUCCCCAUGGAACCGCCUUAUUUAUAAACACCUUGGACUUUCUAA
This is a messenger RNA of Chinchilla lanigera (long-tailed chinchilla), 1997 nucleotides long. RefSeq names its product transmembrane protein 184A (gene Tmem184a). The transcript is spliced from 9 exons. Gene Ontology annotation, biological process: transport. Lineage: Eukaryota; Metazoa; Chordata; Mammalia; Rodentia; Chinchillidae. Gene Ontology annotation, cellular component: early endosome membrane. Gene Ontology annotation, molecular function: transporter activity. Bases 191 to 1471 code for a protein of 426 amino acids. The record is from RefSeq and is a predicted model, not a curated record.